CGACGUCCGUAAUGGACUUGCAGCUGUUCUCUGACAAACAAUAACAAGAGCGAACGGCGUCGGCUUCCGUGUCUGUAACCGCGCUGAUAUCGAGCCUGUGAGGCGUCUCGACUCUGACAUCGCCGGCGAGGAAACUCUGGCCUCCGCUGCCUCCUCCUCCGACUCGGAAACCGGCGGAGCUUCGCCGCCCCCGCGGAAGAAAAGCCGAGGCUCGGCGGCGGAGGGAGCAGGAGAGAGCGGGGCGUCUGCUGCGGGGAUCACGGGCCUCUCUGCGGCGUCUCUCCCAAGCCCCCACCAGCGCUCGGACAUCCGUCUCAACCACAGCCUGCGGUCGCGCAGAUCCGCCGCUGUAACCGCGCUUUAUAAGAUGCAGGCCAACGGGACCGGAGCACAGGAGCCGGAGUCCUGCAGGAACGGAGAGUCCUCGUCCUUCGCCGCGGGAGCGGUGCACUCCAACGGGCUGCUGUCCUCCGCGAAUCACGGGCUGCCGUCCACCGAGAGCCCUGCGUCUGAUAGCAGCACGAAGAAGAAGAAACGACUGUCCCAGAGCGACGAGGACGUGGUCCGUCUCAUCGGACAACAUCUCCACGGGCUGGGACUCGAUCAAACGGUGGACCUGUUGAUGCAGGAAUCGGGCUGUAGACUUGAGCAUCCUGCUGCUACCAAGUUCAGGAAUCAUGUGAUGGAGGGAGAAUGGGAGAAGGCUGAGAGCGACCUGAACGAGCUGAAAGCACUGAUGCAUUCCCCCAGCGCUGUGGUGCGGAUGAGGUUCCUGCUCCUGCAGCAGAAGUAUCUGGAGUAUCUGGAGGACGGGAAGGUCCUGGAAGCGCUGCAGGUGCUCCGAGCCGAACUCACGCCCCUGAAGUACAACACUGAACGCAUCCACGUCCUCAGCGGGUAUCUGAUGUGCAGUCACCCUGAUGACCUGCGAGCUAAAGCUGAGUGGGAAGGGAAGGGGACGGCCUCACGAGCCAAACUCCUCGACAAGCUGCAGACGUAUCUGCCCCCGUCUGUGAUGCUGCCGCCCCGUCGUCUGCAGACGCUCCUGAGGCAGGCCGUGGAGCUGCAGAGAGACCGCUGCCUCUACCACAACACCAAACUGGACAGCGGACUGGACAAUGUGUCUCUGCUCAUAGACCACGUGUGCAGCAGGAAGCAGUUCCCCUGCUACACCCAGCAGAUCUUGACAGAGCACUGCAAUGAAGUCUGGUUCUGUAAAUUCUCCAACGACGGCACCAAACUGGCCUCGGGGUCCAAAGACACAACAGUCAUCAUCUGGCAGGUUGACCCUGACUCUCUCCAGCUCAAGCAGCUGAAGACGUUAGAGGGUCAUGCCUAUGGGGUUUCCUAUCUGGCCUGGAGCCCCGACGACUCGUAUCUGAUAGCGUGCGGCCCGGACGACUGCUCCGAGCUCUGGCUGUGGAGCGUGCAGACAGGGGAACUGAGAACCAAAAUGAGCCAGUCCCAUGAGGACAGCCUGACCAGCGUGGCCUGGAAUCCAGACGGCAAGCGUUUCGUUACCGGAGGUCAGAGAGGCCAGUUCUACCAGUGUGAUCUGGACGGAAACCUGCUGGACUCCUGGGAGGGCGUCCGUGUUCAGUGUCUGUGGUGUGUGAGUGACGGCAGGACAGUGUUGGCCUCUGACACACACCAGCGCAUCCGUGGAUAUAACUUUGAAGAUCUGACCGACAGGAACAUAGUUCAAGAGGACCAUCCGAUCAUGUCCUUUACUGUGUCAAAGAACGGAAGAUUAGCUCUGUUAAAUGUCGCAACUCAGGGAGUUCAUCUGUGGGACCUGCAGGACCGUGUGUUAGUCAGGAAGUACCAGGGUGUGACUCAGGGCUUCUACACCAUACACUCCUGCUUUGGCGGCUACAACGAAGACUUUAUCGCCAGUGGCAGUGAAGAUCACAAAGUGUACAUCUGGCACAAGCGCAGCGAGCUGCCCAUAGCUGAGCUGACGGGUCACACGCGCACGGUCAACUGUGUGAGCUGGAACCCUGUGCUGCCGGGCCUGAUGGCCAGCGCCUCGGACGACGGCACCCUGAGGGUCUGGGGUCCCGCACCCUUUCUGGACUCGCAGGAGACCGAGGCGCUCACCGUGAACUAUAGCAUGGACAGUUGAUGUUGACUCUGGAGCAGAUGUCCACUUUGGAGAAUAUACAGUGAGACACACUAUAGACUUUGUGAAUGAAGAACGAGAAAUGACAUAAAUCUAACAGCAGAUGGAUGUUUUCUCCUGGCGGUUUCACAUCCCCACCCGCAGCGCAGCGGACACACGGAGCCGGCGACUGUCCUUCAUCAUCUGACUUCACAUCCGUGUGGCGGCACCAAACGCACAUGCUACACACCUCACCGAGGACACGCCCCCUUGACUCAGGCUCCUCCCCCUCCCCUACACUGCAUCCUGAGUGGACUGUCUCCAGAAGCCACACCCCCUCCCCCCACACACGGACAAACAUUACUCUGAUCAUUAUUUAUUACGGCUUUAAUUUAUUAUUGUGGAUGAAUCAAGGCCUCAGGCUUGCUUUGUGUUCUGUACAAUAUUGACUCAGCGAGGGGACAAAAAAAAGUCUCGCACGUGUCAGAGAGAGAACAAAUCAUAUCUUUAUUUUUCAGCAUGAACGUCUUUUAGCCACCUUGUAUGCUUGAAAGUAAGUGUCUUCACCAGCAGAGAUAUAAGAUAUCAUUUUCGUUUCCCUCACAACUAUUUAAAUGACUGAAUUUAUAGGCAUUUUUUAACAGAUAGGAAUUUGUUUCGAUUCAGAAAGUCCAAUCAUGACCCCACUAUUUUUCAUUGCUUAUGAAACUUUAUACUGAGAGCGGGAAAUGAUGGAUGAUUAUUCGUUAUUCAUGAAAUGUAAAAUUUCUGAAGAAAGAUGCAGGACAGGACAAAACCGGUAGUGUUUUGGUAACAGGGUUGAAGACAAACUAAUCUAUGCUUGCUAAGAUUCACAGCAUACUAAUGACCCACGAAUGAGCCACCGUCACGUUCCACGUGUAAAUACAGGCCUUCUGCGAGCAUCCUUUGCCUUCAUUAGGUGUUUGUGAUGGGCUUGAGGUCAUUUUUAGAGUGAAUGUUCAAGCUCUGGGUGUGAGGCGAGUGAUUUUGGCACGGUAAGUACGUCAGAACAGACUCCCAGAUGUUUCAGUUCAGUGUCCAUCAUAUUCGUCAGUUUGUUUCUCCUCUUUGUUCUUGUUUUCUCUCGUAUUAUCACAUCUUGACUUGUUUUUUUUUA
This is a messenger RNA of Carassius carassius (crucian carp), 3239 nucleotides long. RefSeq names its product WD repeat-containing protein 26-like. Lineage: Eukaryota; Metazoa; Chordata; Actinopteri; Cypriniformes; Cyprinidae. Gene Ontology annotation, cellular component: GID complex. Gene Ontology annotation, molecular function: protein binding. The transcript has 14 exons. Bases 368 to 2125 code for a protein of 585 amino acids. Gene Ontology annotation, biological process: proteasome-mediated ubiquitin-dependent protein catabolic process. The record is from RefSeq and is a predicted model, not a curated record.